This is a messenger RNA of Aureococcus anophagefferens, 1863 nucleotides long. Its product is annotated as expressed protein. The annotation marks the transcript as partial. NCBI's taxonomy places the organism in Eukaryota, Pelagophyceae, Pelagomonadales, Pelagomonadaceae. The transcript is spliced from 3 exons. The record is from RefSeq and is a predicted model, not a curated record.
GCUGACCGGCGUGCGCUUCGAGGCGAACGCGGCGGCCGCGGGCGGCGGCCUCGACGCCGUCGCGUCCGACGUCCGCGUCGACGCGUGCGCCUUCGAGGGCAACGCCGCCGCCGGCGACGGCGGCGCGCUCCGCGUCGACGCGUCGUCCACGGUCGUCAUCGACGGCGGCAACGCCACCGCGCCGGACGUCUUCGACACGUCGGGCGCCACGCACGUCGCGGACCCGACGAUCUUCGACGACGGCAUCUGGGGGCCCGCGCUCCGCGGCUGCGCGGCGCCGUUCGCGCUCCUCACCGUGGUCGUCGACACGGCGACGGCGACGAGCGGCACCUGCCCGAGCCACUGGGACUACGGGGGCCCGUCCUGCGACAUCGUCAACGUCGACUGCGACGUCUUGGAAACCGACUACGGCUUCGACUGCGGCGGCUGCGGCUGCAACCAGUUCCGCUUCGAGGCGAACCGGUUCUUCGAAAUCGCGUCGUCCGGCGGGUUCCACGUCGUCGGCCCGGAGACGUGGAUCUCCGGGCAAUUAGUGUACAUCCAGCAGCUCUGCGUGCCGCCCGGCGACUACGUCCUCUCCGCGUACGACCUCCACCUCCGACGGGGCCUCGACGGCGCGAUCAUCUCCGUCCGCGCGGGCGGCGUCGAGACCGCGCUCGACGGCGCGGACUUUGUCAACGGCACCGUCGCGUCGAAGCCUUUCGUCAUCGAGUACACCGUGCCGCUCGACAAGCUCUCCGGCGGCGAGCUCCGGUCCUUGCUCGAAGCGAACGGCUUCCCCGGCGGCUCGCGGCGCCUGGCGCGGACCGACCUCGCGGACAUCGCCCGGGGCGCGGGCCUCGAGGGCCUGACGCUCCGGGGCCGCGACGCCAUCGACGCCAAGGCGCGCGAGCUCCUCUCCGUCGUCGGCCGGCUCGACCGCGUCGUCGCGUUCCGCCCCGGCGCGAAGCUCGGCCUCGAGCUCAAGCAGGUCGGCGAGUGGGCCGUCGUCAUGGCGGCGCCGGCGGCCGUCGAGUCCAAGGUGCGCCUGGGCGACGUGCUCGCGGCCGUCGACGGCGCCGACGUCCUCCUCGAACCCUACGACGACAUGUUCCGCCGCGUCGUCGCCGCGACGCGAUCGCCCGUGCCCUUCACGCUCACGUUCCGCCGCGCGCCCUUCCACCGGGGCUGGCUCUUCAAGCGCGCGCGGGCCAAGCCCGGCAGGCGGUCGCUCUUCUCCGGCGCGUCGGGCUGGAAGAAGCGCUACUUCGUGCUCGCGUACGGCGUCCUCGCGUACUACGACGCGCCGCCGCUGGACCCGCGCAAGGCGCCCCGGGGCUUCUUUUCGCUCGAGUCGUCCGAGGACCACGCGUGCCACCUCGCGGCCGCGACGCCCGAAGAGAUGGGGACGCGCGCGCCGCGGUGCGCCGGCCUCGUGAUCCGCAAGGGCGACGACGCGCUCGCGCUCAAGGGGCCGGACCUCCACAACUGGGCCGCGCUCCUCUCCGUGGCCCUCGCGCACGCCAACGGCGGCAGCGACCUCCUCCGCGACGAGGAGACGGCGCGCCAGGCCGUCGCGCGCCAGGACCGCAUCGCGCGCGAGGACGCGCGCGUCGCGAGCGUCCGGCGCCGCGCGGAGCGCAAGGCGGGCCUCGUCGCCGUCCGCGCCGCCCGCGCGGGCGGCGACGACGCGGACCCGCCCGCGGACCUCGGCGCGCUCGCGGCGGACCUCGCGGGCGCGGGGCUCGGCGCGCCCGCCGCCGCGCGGCGCGGCCCCGCGGCCGCCGCGGCGCCGCCGCCCGCGCCGCCGCCGUCGCGCGCGGCCACGGGCGACGGCGCGAGCGACCUCGAGUUCGGCGACAACGUCCAGGCGCUCCUCGCGCC